AUGGAGUACAUCUGGCUGCUCAUGCUUGUCGAGAAGGUCGUGGGAUGGAGUACAUCUGGCUGCUCAUGCUGGUCGAGAAGGUCGUGGGAUGGAGUACAUCUGGCUGCUCAUGCUGGUCGAGAAGGUCGUGGGAUGGAGUACAUCUGGCUGCUCAUGCUGGUCGAGAAGGUCGUGGGAUGGAGUACAUCUGGCUGCUCAUGCUGGUCGAGAAGGUCGUGGGAUGGAGUACAUCUGGCUGCUCAUGCUGGUCGAGAAGGUCGUGGGAUGGAGUACAUCUGGCUGCUCAUGCUGGUCGAGAAGGUCGUGGGAUGGAGUACAUCUGGCUGCUCAUGCUGGUCGAGAAGGUCGUGGGAUGGAGUACAUCUGGCUGCUCAUGCUGGUCGAGAAGGUCGUGGGAUGGAGUACAUCUGGCUGCUCAUGCUGGUCGAGAAGGUCGUGGGAUGGAGUACAUCUGGCUGCUCAUGCUGGUCGAGAAGGUCGUGGGAUGGAGUACAUCUGGCUGCUCAUGCUGGUCGAGAAGGUCGUGGGAUGGAGUACAUCUGGCUGCUCAUGCUGGUCGAGAAGGUCGUGGGAUGGAGUACAUCUGGCUGCUCAUGCUGGUCGAGAAGGUCGUGGGAUGGAGUACAUCUGGCUGCUCAUGCUGGUCGAGAAGGUCGUGGGAUGGAGUACAUCUGGCUGCUCAUGCUGGUCGAGAAGGUCGUGGGAUGGAGUACAUCUGGCUGCUCAUGCUGGUCAAGAAGGUCGUGGGAUGGAGUACAUCUGGCUGCUCAUGCUGGUCGAGAAGGUCGUGGGAUGGAGUACAUCUGGCUGCUCAUGCUGGUCGAGGUCGUGGGGUGGAGUACAUCUGGCUGCUCAUGCUGGUCGAGGUCGUGGGGUGGAGUACAUCUGGCUGCUCAUGCUGGUCGAGGUCGUGGGGUGGAGUACAUCUGGCUGCUCAUGCUGGUCCAGAAGGUCGUGGGAUGGAGUACAUCUGGUUGCUCAUGCUGGUCGAGGUCGUGGGGUGGAGUACCUCUGGCCGCUCAUGGUGCUUGA
Procambarus clarkii (red swamp crayfish) is the source of this 1032-nucleotide messenger RNA. The record is from RefSeq and is a predicted model, not a curated record. Lineage: Eukaryota; Metazoa; Arthropoda; Malacostraca; Decapoda; Cambaridae.